AAUCCUAGAAAGUACAGCAUACGUCCUUCAUCCAUAUCUACAAUACUAAUACAUUGAAAUAUAUAUGAUUGCCAAUGAACAACCUCAAGGAAACUCACAAAUAAAAUGCCUGUACACAUUGAACCACUUACUGAAGCCGAUGUCCCACGAAUGGUUGACAUCCAGCACAUGGCUAUGGCAGCCAGUGCCUUCUUUCGCAGCACUGGAGACGUACCGAACAUAGACGGAACCCCGGAAGAAGUAUCCGCGUCGCCUUGCAGGACGAAUAAGAUUUCUCGAGUCUUGGACGGCUGGGAGAAGGAUUCUACGUGUCACUUUUUGAAGGCUGUGGAUGAUGCCUCCGGUGAGAUGAUAGCGUUUGCCAGAUGGCACGUCUAUCACGGUGAAGAAGGGCUGAAAGAAUGGCGGGCUUCCGUGGAGACGAAUGAGGGGAUGAGGAUUCCGAUAGGCGCAAGUGAGGAAGGCUUUCGGUUUUGCAAGGGCAAGCUGCUGGAAAAACGCAGAGAGUUCUUUGGAGAGGAGGGGAGAGAGCAUUGUUGUAAGUUUCGUGCAUUAUUGGUUCGAGCAGUGUUUUGAUGACGCUCCAACCUAGUUCUGGCGCUGCUCGCUACUGAUCCUAGUUUUGAACGCCGGGGUGCAGCCUCCCUUCUGACACAAUGGGGUUGUGAUUUUGCCGAUAAACUUGGAAUUGAGUGUUAUGUUGAAUCCUCGACAAAGGGAUACGCGGUGUACGAGAGAAAGGGGUUCCAAGAGGUGUCUUCCGUGUAUGAUGAGAAUAUAAUACACUUCGAUGCUAGCAGAUUCACAGGGAGGGGUGGGAGCGAUGGUGACUGGGUAAAUUUAGUAUGCAUGAUCCGGAAACCGCGGAAAAUUG
Aspergillus alliaceus is the source of this 874-nucleotide messenger RNA. RefSeq lists its product as uncharacterized. The transcript has a single exon. The record is from RefSeq and is a predicted model, not a curated record. NCBI's taxonomy places the organism in Eukaryota, Fungi, Ascomycota, Eurotiomycetes, Eurotiales, Aspergillaceae. Bases 106 to 576 code for a protein of 156 amino acids.